UUCUUGAAAUACGCGACAGCCUCAUACUCCGCUUCCUUCCCUCUCACUGUCACAACUCAUCGUCGCAAAACCACUGAACCAAUCUCGAGAUGGAGUCACGCGUGCUGCUACGCGCCACCGCAACGGUCACCGGCGUCCCGCAGCUGAGGCGACCGAUCAGAGCGAUCAACCGCCAAUUCAGCACUGCGUCGUCGUCGUUCACGGCUUUCGCUAAGCCGAUAGGAUCCAUCGGAGAGGGAGGGAACCUGAUCUCCGGUCGUCAGCUCCGUCCGGUGCUCCUUCUCGAGAGCUCGCCGGAGAAAAGAGAGAUUCUCAAGCCGGUUAGAGCCGCCGCUGCCGAGGGUGGUGAUUCAGCUGGGUAAGCAAUGAGGGAGACGAAAGUUGGAUUCCUCGGGAAGUAUCCGUGGCUUGUCACCGGAUUCUUCUUCUUCAUGUGGUACUUCUUGAACGUGAUUUUCAACAUCCUUAACAAGAAGAUCUACAAUUACUUCCCUUACCCCUAUUUUGUAUCGGUUAUUCACUUGUUCGUUGGAGUUGUCUACUGCUUGGUGAGCUGGUCCGUGGGUCUUCCUAAACGGGCUCCAAUUAACUCGGACAUCCUCAAGGUAUUGAUACCAGUUGCAGUGUGUCACGCCAUAGGCCAUGUUACUAGCAACGUGUCCUUCGCAGCCGUCGCUGUCUCCUUCACUCACACCAUCAAAGCACUGGAGCCAUUCUUCAAUGCGUCUGCUUCUCAAUUCCUUCUUGGACAACCGAUCCCCAUAACACUAUGGUUGUCUUUAGCUCCUGUUGUACUCGGAGUUGCAAUGGCUUCACUCACUGAGUUGUCAUUCAACUGGCUUGGUUUCAUCAGCGCCAUGAUAUCAAACAUCUCUUUCACUUACAGAAGCAUCUUCUCCAAGAAAGCCAUGGUUCUUGAAUCUCUUCUCCACGCUCUUAACUAUGUCUCUGAAGUUUUGAUGUUGAGAAUCGGAUUGUGUUUUUUUUUUCUUUUGCAGACUGAUAUGGACAGUACAAAUGUCUACGCUUACAUCUCCAUCAUCGCUCUUUUCGUCUGCCUUCCUCCUGCCAUCAUCGUCGAAGGGCCUCAACUGUUGAAGCACGGUUUCAAUGACGCGAUUGCUAAAGUGGGAAUGACUAAGUUCAUCUCUGAUCUCUUCUGGGUUGGAAUGUUUUACCAUCUCUACAAUCAGUUGGCUACUAACACGUUGGAGAGAGUAGCACCAUUGACUCACGCUGUUGGAAACGUUCUGAAACGUGUCUUCGUGAUCGGAUUCUCCAUCGUUAUCUUCGGAAACAAGAUAUCGACGCAGACAGGUAUCGGAACUGGAAUAGCCAUUGCUGGAGUUGCACUCUACUCUGUCAUUAAGGCCAAGAUCGAAGAAGAGAAACGGCAAGGUAAGACGGCGUAGAGAGCUACGGCCGAGGGCGGUCAACGGUUGCGUAAACAAAUCCUCCGAUGAAUAUCUAUAUAAUAAAAUAACCAAAAAUGCAAUAGUAUUUUGUAUCGUAUAAAUCAAACAUUGUUUUUGAGUUUCUCUUCUCGUUGUUCUUCUUUAUAAAGCUUUUUUUUUUUU
Messenger RNA from Brassica napus (rape), 1577 nucleotides. Its product is annotated as triose phosphate/phosphate translocator, chloroplastic. The record is from RefSeq and is a predicted model, not a curated record. The transcript has 11 exons. Gene Ontology annotation, molecular function: antiporter activity. NCBI's taxonomy places the organism in Eukaryota, Viridiplantae, Streptophyta, Magnoliopsida, Brassicales, Brassicaceae. Gene Ontology annotation, cellular component: membrane; Golgi apparatus. Bases 366 to 1412 code for a protein of 348 amino acids. Gene Ontology annotation, biological process: transmembrane transport.